GGAGAAAAUUUUCAUGCUUUUAGAAAAAGGAAAAGAAACUGUACUGGAAAGCAACAGUUGCAGAGAGGAACCAGUUUUUUUGCAGGUGAAAUAACAGAACAUUAAAAAAGAUUCAGGCCUGGCCAUGGCUGUCUGGUUGAUUCCCGUCUCUGUUUCAGACAUCGCCUGAAUUCUAAAAAGCAAAGCCCAAAUUGAAAUUAUAAUCAACAAACAAAACCCACAUCAAAUUCAUCCAUUUUUUCUCUUUUCUUCACACCCAAUUCAUCAAAAAUGGCCGCCUCUUCUUCUUCUUUCUCUUUCAAACCCCAACUUUCUCUCUCCCGUCCCUGCGAAAAAGAAAAAGAAAAGAAAAAAGAAACCAUUUAAACCAUUUAUUUUUUUAGGUUCUCGAGCCUUUUGACCGAAGCAGCUGGAUUGGGCCCUUAACUGGUGCCUCUCCAAUUUCUCGCUGUGUCAGAAAACGCCAUUAACGAAGCGAAGAUGCUUUCGAAGCAAGCAAGCAAAGAUAUAAAACAGAGGCUCAAAAAUGGCGGAGGCUGAUAAGAAAUUCAUGGGGUUUCUUUUGUUUCUUCAGAGAAUGGUUUGUUCUGUUUUGUAAGGACGUGCAGAGAAUUCGAAGCAGAGAGAAGAAGAAGCCAAGCCUUAAGCUCUGUGAAUUUUUUUCUUUUUUCAUUGCACUAAUACGACAACCCCAAUACGUACAAAACGACACCCCAAAACAUUCCUUAGAACUGGCCGUUUCUUCCUCCUUUCUUCCUCUCAAUGUUAUUAGCGGCUUUUGUAGCCUUAUUUCUCACCACCACCUCUGUCCUGUCGGCGCCGCCCAUUGCGGCGGAGAAUUUCCAACCCGCCGCCGCAGAGUUUCAGAAACUUAACGCCGCUAGAUCCUACUUAGAGAACAUCAAUAAACCCGCCGUCAAGACGAUUCAGAGCCCGGAUGGGGAUUUAAUCGAUUGCGUGCUUUCUCAUCUUCAACCAGCUUUUGAUCACCAUAAGCUCAAAGGGCAGCGGCCAUUGGAUCCCCCAGAGAGGCCGAAAGGUUACAACUCCUCCGCCGAUUCAAUAGCAGAGAGAUUGCAGCUAUGGCGGCAGACCGGAGAAUUUUGCCCGGAAGGAACUGUUCCGAUUAGAAGAACCACAGAACAAGACAUUUUGAGAGCAAGCUCUGCUCAAAGAUUUGGUAGAAAGCCAUUAAAAUCUGUCAGGAGAGAUUCAACUAGCAGCGGCCAUGAGCAUGCUGUUGUGUUUGUCAAUGGAGAACAAUACUAUGGAGCAAAAGCAAACAUAAAUGUUUGGGCACCCCAUGUGAGCGAUCAAUAUGAAUUUAGCUUGUCGCAAAUGUGGGUUAUUUCUGGAUCAUUCAAUCAUGAUCUGAACACCAUUGAAGCUGGUUGGCAGGUCAGUCCUGAGUUAUAUGGAGACAAUUAUCCAAGAUUCUUCACAUAUUGGACGACAGAUGCAUACCAAGCAACUGGAUGCUACAAUUUACUGUGUUCUGGUUUUGUCCAAACUAAUAACAAGAUUGCCAUAGGAGCUGCAAUAUCUCCAAGAUCUUCUUACAAUGGCAGACAAUUUGAUGUCGGUUUAAUGAUUUGGAAGGAUCCAAGGCACGGGAACUGGUGGCUGGAAUUCGGGCAGGGUCUGUUGGUAGGGUACUGGCCAGCAUUUUUGUUCAGUCACUUGGGAAGCCAUGCCAGCAUGAUCCAAUUUGGAGGAGAAAUAGUAAACACAAGAUCAACAGGGUUCCACACAUCAACACAAAUGGGGAGUGGGCAUUUUGCAGAAGAAGGCUAUGGGAAAGCUUCUUAUUUCAGAAAUCUGCAAAUAAUUGAUUGGGACAACAGUUUGCUUCCUGUCUCAAACCUUCAUCUAUUGGCUGAUCAUCCAAAUUGCUAUGACAUAAGACAGGGAAAAAACAAGCUUUGGGGCAAUUAUUUUUACUAUGGUGGUCCUGGUAGAAAUGUACACUGUCCAUGAAAAUAUUAUAAUUAAUGGCAUAGAAGAGAUUUUUAUUUUUA
This is a messenger RNA of Momordica charantia (bitter melon), 2018 nucleotides long. RefSeq names its product protein neprosin. Lineage: Eukaryota; Viridiplantae; Streptophyta; Magnoliopsida; Cucurbitales; Cucurbitaceae. The record is from RefSeq and is a predicted model, not a curated record.